UGAGGCGCAAUGCGCAUUUGAAGAGUCGCUCUAACCAAUUGGUGGUCUGUCCAGCAUUCAGCUCCUCUCAUGGCUCUGGUGAUCUUUACAUCCUGGAUGUCUCGCUGGCAUACAAUGAUGUAGUCAAUGAGAUGCCACUGUUUUGAUCGCGGGUGCAUCCACGUUGUUUUAUAUUUGUUUGCCAUUCUGAACACAGUGUUCGUGAUGGUGAGUUUGAACUCUAAGCAUUUGCUGAGUAGCAGUAGGUUGUUGUUGUUUAUUUUGCCCAUGCCAUGUUUGCCAAGCACUCCUUUCCAUCUUUCAUGGUCCUGGCUGACGCGGGCGUUGAAGUCUCCCAGUAGUAUCAGCUUGUCAUUUGUGGGCACUGAGUGCAGGAUGGCACUCAGGUCAGAGUAGAAAUGCUUGAUGGUCUCCUCUGUGCUGUGCUGUUGGGGCAUAUGCGCUGAUGAUUGUGGCAUACCGGUCUUUGCUGAGAGGCAAACGGAUCUUCAUGAGCCUCUCGCUGAUGCCCACAGGCAAGUCUGGUAGCUGUUUGAGCAAACUGGUCUUGAUGGCCAGGCCAGCACUGUGGAUUCUGUCUUCAUUUGAGGCUCUACCUUUCCAGAAGAAGGUGUAUCCAGUGGUGGGUUCGCUGAGUGAUCCCUCUUCUGGUAAGCGUGUUUCACUUAAGGCUGCAAUGUCAAUGUUAUAUCGCUCCAGUUCUUUACCGAUUAGAGCUGUUCUUCUCUCAGGUCUUGGGGUAUUCUCUCUGUCAAGUGAUGUCCUGAUGUUCCAUGCUCCUAGUAGGAGUUUCUUUGUAUUUUUUCUUCUGUCUUAGAACUAAUAUUAAGAAAGAAGGUAAGACGUUUAUAAAAAGAAAAGGAAAUCUUCAAGCAAAGAAUUUGAAAGGUUUUUAUGGGAAAGUAGAAUUAGAUUUAAUUAUUCUAUUUAGUCCUAAAGAAUAGAACUGGGACUAGUUUACUGGACAAAGUUGGAUGGAAUGGGUACUGUCUUGGGAAAGGUGAGUUACUCUGGAGGUGAGAAUUCAUUGAAAGGACUUUAAGCAGACUACAUAAACUAAUUAUUAGGAAUGUCUUAGUAGGAAUUUUUGGUUUUGAAAACUUCUUCAAUUCCAUUCACCAACUUGAUUCUGGCACCCUACCUUUCGACAUAUUUCAUGUGACUCCAGACUUUUUGUAGUCUACCCCUCUGGUGUCAAACUCAAAUAGAAACUAAUCUAAUACAUUAGGAUCCCUGUGGGCAAUGAUUUAGUUUAAAAAUAUUGUUAACUUGGAAAAAACACAGAACUACUAAAGUAGUCAGAAAAAAACAAGUCUUUAAUCAGGAGAGGGAUAGGUCCAAGAAUCAGCCGCUACACAGAGCCCAGUGCCAAAAAAUUCACAGGGCCUACACCCUGGGGACUCUGGGAACUGUAUCCCUGGGAGAAUGCACCUUGCUUGAUUAUUUAUCCAAAGAACAAUAGAACUUGUGGAACUUAUAUACCUUUCAGGGAAUAAAGGACAGGGAAAUAUGAUUGGUUGACUUUACAAUAGCUACAAGUCCCAGACAGGAUUAUCAGGGAGAGGCUGAUGCUUUACAAUAGAUACAAAGGAAAGGGUCCAAUCAAGAGCUGGGCUACCUGGGUGAGGACUUUGAUACAAAAAGAGAAACUACCAGGACAAAAGGGUACUUAUUUGAUUUAGGCUAUUAGUUCCAUCCAACUAGGACCAUUAAGUAAUGAUACACACCAUAUAGUUGUAUAUGAUUUGCAAAUUCCUUGAGAAUAGGCAUAGUCAUUGGUUUUUUUUUAUUCUGGGUACCCAGCAGUGUUUUGCACACAGUAGUGCCUUAAUAAAUGUUUAUGGAACUAAAUUGGAGUGUUCAUUUAAGAGUUCUGCAUAACUGGGUGAGGGAGAUAUGACUUAGGGUUGUAGAGAAGCCUUCAAUGUACUGGAGAUUUUCCCAGAAUCUUAGACACUUGGGAAACUGAGCUCCCAACAUGUUGCUUGAUGCAUUUUUGUUUUUUAAACUUUUACCUUCUGUCUUAGAAUUGAUACUAAUUAUCAGUUCUAAGGCAGAAGAAUUUUUUAAGGGCUAGGCAAUUUAGGUUAAGUGACUCACAUCUGAGAAGUAUCUGAGGCCAUAUUUGAACCCAGAUCCUCCUGACUCCAGGUUUGGCUCUUUAUCCACUAAGCCAUGGGUAGCUAGGUGGCACAGUGGAUAGAGUACUGGGUAUGGAAUCAGGAAGAGAUUCAACUUUGUGAGUUCAAAUCUAUCCUCAGAUUCUUAUUAUCUGGGUAGCCCUGGGCAAGUCACUUUACCCUGUUGGCCUCAGUUUCCUCAUCUGUAAAGUGCUCUGUAAAAUUCUCUGGUGAGAAAGAAAUGGCAAAUCACUCUAAUAUCUUUGCCAAGAAAAAAAACCCAAAUGGGGUCAGAGGUGACUGAAACCACUAAUCAACUCAAAUACUUCAUAUCCACUGAGCCACCUAACCCCUUGUUGUUUGACUUUCAGAGUUUACAAUCUUAGAGACUAAAAUGAUUGGAAACUCCUUAGUGAGGUUAUUUCAUUUCGCUUCUGGCUUAAGAGCUUAAGUUUUGUUUAUUCUUUGGUUUAUUCCACCUAUCUACCAUAUUUGUAAAGUCCUUUGCAAGCUUUAAAACACUCUAUAAAUGUUAACCAUUAUUACUAAUCUUUAUAGUUUCCCUAAUUUUUGUUUACUCUUUAUUUUGAUAAAGAAAUAUACUAACUAUUCAUGAUGUUCUUUUCUGUAACCAGUCUUUGAUGGGAGCUAAAUUGAUUUAAAAAAAAAAAAACUAAGUACUACCUUCCACUUGAUAAGAAUGUUCAGAGAAAGUGGGCAUCAGAGUAUUUUACUAGACUACCAAAACUUGAGAUAUGGGGGAUAGAUAUCAUUCUAGCUCAAUAUCCCUUUUGAACAUAAGUAAGGGAAAGAGCAAAUAGCCAGCCACAACCCCCUUCUCCUCUCCCAAAAUAUGGAAAUCUCCAGCUUCUUUGUAGAACCUUUCCUUGUAGGAGCCCCUUUGAAUCCUAGACCCCAUAAUCUAUAGAGAGAUCAACUGAAGCCCACAGGAAGGAGACAGAUCAAUUUUUGAGUCAUAGCAUGAAUCUCAUAACUCCUAACUGCCAACAUUUUACCUCAUAUCAUGCUCAUCUUGACCCUAUAGAGAAAAUGGGUUCAUAGAUAUAGAGGAAAGCAAGAGACACGACUUUACAAAGAAAAAGGGGUCAUGUUAGGUGAGAAAAGAUAAAAACCAAACCUUACCUUCUGCCUUAGAAUCAAUACUCAGUAUUAGAGCAGUAAGAACUAGACAGUUGGGGUUAGGUGAUUUGCUUGGGGUCACACAGCUAGAAAAUGUUUGCAGUCAGAUCUGAACCCAAGUCCUCCAGACUCCAUGCCUGUCACUUUAUCUACUGUGCUACCUAGUAGCUUCAAGCCAUCCCUUUUUGAUAGGAUUUCUAGGCUGAUUUGAUUACAAAGCAAUAAUAUGUCAGAAAAGCAGAAUUUCUCCCAUAUCUAUGGGCAAGAUGGAAAAAAUUUGAGCUGGAUGGAUUUCAAAGAGAUGGAAUGACUAGACCCAAAGAAUGAGUCAUUAAUUAGUUGAUGUCAGCUUGGAAAAGAGUGCUUCAAGGACCAUCUAGAUGUCUUUGGUUCUGAGCUGUCUGACAUUUUUCUCAAUGACUUGAAUGAAGACAUAGAUGACAUUUUAAAUCCAAUUUCCGAUGACCCAAAGCUAAGGAUAACUAACCAUAUGAUAGUACAGAUCUAAAAAGAUGUUUGGCAGCUUGAAUAAGGGACCACAUCUAAUAGAAUGAAAUUGAAUUGAGAUAAACUUAAAAUCCUUCACUUUGGUUAAAUAAAAUGUUACAUGCAAAAAUAAUGAAGUGUGGCUAGAAAGCAGUUUACACCAAAAAAGAUUCAGAGGUGCUUAUGGACUGAAAACUCAAUAUGGGACAUAGCAGUCAAAAAAAGGCUAACAAUGAAAAAAUGAUAACCAUAAUACGUGGCAUCUAGAAAAAAAAUAUAUAGCACUUUAAGGUUUACAAAACACUUUACAAAUAUGAAUUUGCCCUCAUAAUAAUUCUGGGAGGUAGAUACUAUUACUAGUGAUGUUUUACAGAUGAGGAAACUGAGAGACAAAGAUUAAACUGCCUGGAGUCACAUCUUUUAUGUCUGAGGCUGGAUUUGAAUGAAAAGAUCCAUGCCCUAGCCACAGCGCCACCUAGCCAUCUAAAGAAAGUAGUGUUUAUACAAAAGAGGUAGUAGUACCAUAGUGGUUAGUCUUGGUCACACUAAAGCUCUAAGCUUGGAGCAUGCGAAGAGAAGGAUGAGCAGAUUGGUGCAGUGAUGGAAGAUUGCCAUAAAAGGAUAAUUAGAAGGAAAUAGGUUCAAACAAGAGAACACAUUAAGCAGAGACAUGAUAGCUUUGUCUUCAAAUGUCUGAAGGGCUAUUUUUACCCAGGAGGGAGAUUAGCCAUGCUCUGCUUCAUCCCAGAGAGUAGAAGGAGGAGAAAUGCAUGGAAGUUGAUGAAAGGCUAGUUUAGGCUUAGUGUAACAAUUAGAGCAAAUCACAACUGGAAGGUGCUGUCUCUAGAGAUACCGUCUUCACAGGCAGUCUUCAAAGAAAGGUUAGAUGACCUACCUGAAGGAGAGGGCAUCUGCUAGGAUAGAAAACAAGAUAGCCCCUGUGGUCCCUUAACCAUACUGAGAUUUUUUUUCUGUAAAUUUUAUGAGAUGGUUGGGUCAUGCCCCCUAAUAAGGCUCUAUUGUAGGCUCUGUUCUCUUUUCCUAUACUGUUUCACUUGGUGAUCUCAGCUCCCAUGGAUUCAAUUAUCAUCUCUAUGUUGAUGAUUCUGAGAUCCAAUUAUCCAAGUCUAGAUUCUCUCUUACCCUCCAUCUAGUCUUGCAUCUCCAGCUGCAUAUUAGAUAUCUUGAAUUGGAUAUCUUGUAAACAUCUUAAAUGCAACAUGUCUAAAAGUAAAUUUAUAAUCUUUUCCAACAAAACCUUUCCUCUACCAAAUUUCCCUCCUGUCAAAGGGCACCACCAGCCUACCUAGCUUGCAAUCUAGGAGCCAUCCUUAAAUUCUCAUUCUCAUCCCUCAUACCCAAUCUGUUGCCAAGGCCUUUUGAUUAUUACCUUUGUAACAUCCCUCAAAAAUACUCCCUCCUGAAUAGAAAUCCAGAAGAAAACAUGAUUUAUAUCUUUAUAUGGGUAUAUUAUUUGGGGUUUGGGUUUUAAAAGAUUACUUUAUUACAAAAAUGAAUAAUAUGGAAAUAGGAUUUGAGUGACAACAUGUGUAUAACCCAGUGGAAUUGCUUAUCGUCUCUGGGAGGUAGGAGGGAAGAGGGGAGGGAGAGAAGAUGAAUCAAGUAAUCUUGGGAAAACAAAAGAAAAAAAAUUAAUGUUAUUAAAAAAUAAAACAAAAAAAAGCAGUUCCAAAUCUCAGAAUCUCAGGUUUAAAUUAUUAAAACUGAAGAUCACCUCACUAAAAAAAAUGUUCCCUUCCCUCCUUGAAUACUGCUACCACCCUGGUGCAGGUCCUCAUUUGGAUUAGUGCAAUAGAUUUCUUUUUGGUCGGCCUGCCACAGGCCUCUUCCUAUUUCUUCUACUCAGCCAAGUCCCAAACAAAAACCCAACUUCCACUAGAGGUCUUUCUCAAUCUCUUUUAAUUUUAUUAUCUUCCUGCUGUUGAUUAUUUCUUAUUUGUCUUAUUAUCCUCCCCCAGUUGAAUAUUUCCUAUUCAUUUUAAUAUCUUUCCUCUGUAGAUUAUUUCCUAUUUAUCUUAUAUAGAAUUUGUUUCCAUGGUUUCUCAUUGCAUUGUGAACUCCUUGAGGUUAGGGACUAUCUUUUAUGUUUCUCUGAAAGCACUUCCCAGCAGUCUGGCAGAGUUGAUGCUUAAUAAAUGUUUAUUAACUGACUCAUUUGUCAGGUCUUAUGAUCCCUGGAAUUUCCCUGGCUCUGUUCCUGUGAGCCCUACUUUUCAUAGAUCCUCAGAGCUUCUGUUUAUGUUUUCCUGGAUCUCAGCCCCAUUUAUCAGGCCCUGGACCUUGCUCUAUACUCCCUCAGUCUCUAUUUCUGUCUCUGUCUCUAUCUCCCUCCUUGUGUAGUAGAAAGAAUACUUGAUUUGGUAGCAGAAAACCAGGUUCGAAUCCUGAAACUUUAUAGCUCUAUGCUUUCUAGCUAUGUAGCUAUGUGACCUCAGAGCCUUUAGGGACUCUCCUCUUCUAAUUAAUAAAAGCUAGCAUUUAAUGUUUGCAAAAUGUUUAAGUGUUUUCAUAACAAAGUUCAUUUGGAAGAACAAAAGAUCAAGGAUAUGCAGGGAAAUAAUGGAAAAAAAAUACAAAGGAAGGUGGUCUUGUAGUACCAGAUCUCAAACUAUACUAUAAAGCAGUGGCCAUCAAAACAAUUUGGUACUGGCUAAGAGACAGAAAGGAGGAUCAGUGGAAUAGACUUGGGGUAAGUAACCUCAGCAAGACAGUCUAUGACAAGCCCAAAGACCCCAGCUUUUGAGACAAAAAUCUACUAUUUGAUAAAAAAAAAAACUGCUGGAAAAUUGGAAGACAGUGUGGGAGAGAUUAGCUUUGGAUCAACACCUCACACCAAGAUAAACUCAGAAUGGGUGAAUGACCUGAAUAUAAAGAAGGAAACUAUAAGCAAAUUAGGUGAACACAGAAUAGUAUAUAUAUGUCAGACCUUUGGGAAGGGAAAGAUUUUAAAACCAAGCAAGACUUAGGAAGAGUCACAAAAUGUAAAAUAAAUAAUUUUGAUUACAUCAAAUUAAAAAGUUUUUCUACACACAAAACCAAUGUAACAAAAAUCAGAAGGGAAAUAAACUGGGAAACAAUCUUCAUAACAAAAACCUCUAACAAAGGUCUAAUUACUCAAAUUUACAAAGAACUAAAUCAAUUGUACAAAAAAUCAAGCCAUUCUCCAAUUGAUAAAUGGGCAAGGGACAUGAAUAGGCAAUUUGCAGUCAAAGAAAUCAAAACCAUUAAUAAGCACAUGAAAAAGUGUUCUAAAUCUCUUAUAACCAGAGAAAUGCAAAUCAAAACAACUCUGAGGUAUCACCUCACACCUAGCAGAUUGGCUAACUUGACAAGCAAAGGAAAGUAAUGGAUGCUGGAGGGGAUGUGGCAAAGUAGGGACACUAAUUCAUUGCUGGUGGAGUUGUGAAUUGAUCCAACCAUUCUGGAGGGCAAUUUAGAAUUAUGCCCAGAGAGCACUAAAAGACUGUCUGCCCUUUGAUCCAGCCAUAGCACUGCUGGGUUUGUACUCCAAAGAGAUAAUAAGGAAUAAUACACAUACAAGAAUAUUCAUAGCUGCACUCUUUAUGGCAGCAAAAAAUUGGAAAAUGAGGGGAUGCCUUUCCAGUGGGGAAUGGCUAAACAAAUUGUGGUAUCUGUUGGUGAUGGAAUACUAUUGUGCCCAAAGGAAUAACGAACUGGAGGAAUUCCAUGUGAACUGGAACAACCUCCAGGAAGUGAUGCAGAGCGAGAGGAGCAGAACCAGGAGAACAUUGUACACAGAGACUGAUACACUGUGGCACAAUUGAAUGUAAUAGACUUCUCCAUUAGUGACAAUGCAGUUAUCCUGAACAACUCUGAGGGAUCUGUGAGAAAGAACACUAUCUACAUUCAGAGGAAAAACUAUGGGAGUAAAAACACCAAAGAAAAACAACUGCUUGAAUACAUGGGUCAAGGGUAAUAUGAUUGGGGAUGUAGACUCUUAAUGAAGUGCAAACACCAACAACAUGGAAAUGGGUUCUGAUCAAGGACACAUGUAAAACCCAGUAGAAUUGCAUGUAGGCUAUGGGAAGGACGGGGGGAGGGGAGGGAGGAAUAGAAACUUAUUUUUGUAACCAAGGAAUAAUGUUUGAAAUUGACCAAAUUAAAAAUGUUUUUUAAAAAUGAGGAAAAAAAUAAGUGUUUUAUGUGUGUUCUCUCUUUUGGUUUUCACAAUGACCUUAGUAUUUAAGUUCUGGCUCCCACCUACCUUUCUAGUCUUAUUUCAUAGAUUUCAUUUCAUGGAUUUCACAUCCCAAUCAAUCUGGAUCAUCACCAUUCAAGAGUUCUCCAAACUCUGUCCUUCACCCCUUACCUACAUGUGUUUGUACAAGCCAUCCCACAUGAUUAGAAUGAACUCCUUUUCUUUAAGAUGCAAUUCCUCUGAAAAGUUUCCCCUAUCUCCACCAUUUGCCUGUGCUCAUUCCUUCCUCAGUUUUCUCAGGCAGUAUUUAUCUGUUUACCUCAUAUAUUUCCUCCCUUCCAUCAGUCAGGUGUACUAUUUUUGAGAGAAGAGACUUUUUUAUUUUUCGCUUUGGAUGUCCAACUUCAAACUAUUGAUCUCUGUAUGGCAGGGACUACUGUUCAUUGAAUUGAAUUGAAAUGAAGUCAAUUCCCCUUUCUAGGCUUUGGUUCAUCUGUAAAUGAGAAAUUAGAUUACAGUGUUUCUGAGAUUCCUUUUUGUUCGAAAUUCUAUGAGGGUGUUUUACUAGCAGAAGGAUCCAGUCCCCUUGGCUCCUAGUUAGAAAUCUAGUUAUUUCCCUCAUCUGUAGCAAUGCCAGUGACACAUAUCCCCUCAUUCCCCCGCCUCCCCAGUCUCUGCCUGCCCCCCUCCACUCCCCAGGCCUCCCCUCAUCACUGGAAAAAGGUUAUCGCUAAAGCCAGGUUUCUUCCCAGGGAAUAGAGGGGUUGAGGAGAAGGACGCUGGUCCUGUCUCUAGCUGGAGGAGAUAAGGGAGGUCAUGCAGCAAUUGGCUAUAAAUGGGGAGGCAGAAGCAAGGAUGGGAAAAGGCAACUGGACCCGACAUUGUGCUGCAGCUGCAGGACAGGCUUCUCCCUAGCAGUCUUGCCUCUUGUCCACCAUGCCCAAAGCUGUGCUGUUCCUGGUACUGUGGGCUUUGCUGGGAGAUCUGCCAGCAGCUGAGGGCCGGACUUCUCCCUAUGCCGUAAAACUGUGUGGCCGAGAGUUCAUCCGGGCUGUCAUCUUUACCUGUGGGGGUUCUCGAUGGAGACGGGCUAGAACUGAGGAUGCCUUUGCUGAGGAAUUAGGGGGCGAGUCCCAGGAGACCACUUCAAUCGAAUGGCUGUCCAGUCCCCUCCUGCCACUGCCCAGGGAAUCUGAAGACUUCUACAGCAGCAUGGGAGGCCCCAGCUGGGCUGGAAUGUCCAGAAGCCGGCCAGAGUCAGAGCCUGAAGCCAGGCCUGGCCAGGGCUUCCUCCGGGGUGGUCGGGAUGUUCUGGCAGGUGUCUCCAGCAACUGCUGCAAGUGGGGCUGCAGCAAGACUGAGAUUAGCAGCCUGUGCUAGACUCUGGGGGGAAGAGGAAACUUCAUUUCCUCUGCUGAGUAUUAGACUCAGGGGAGCCUGAACCUCCCCCCUUCUACUCAGCUCCCUCCUGCUCUCUGUCCCUUUUGAGACCACUGUGGAUCUCUGCUCUCACUCUUGUCCUCACUUUGUUCAUAAGAGCCUCACUCUACCUUCCAGUGGUAGGAUGGGCUACCCCUUCCUUUCCUUACUUUAGCUUCCCUUCUGGUACUAAAUUCCAGUUCCUUCCCUUUUCUCUUUGCUCCCGGUUUCCUAUACUCUCCCUUCAACUUUGCACCCCUCCUCUGCUUGGCCCUUGAACUUAGUGUACCCUGAGCCUGUUCAGGGAAUGGAAAUGGACCAGCCUAGUUCACCCCACCCAUUACCCAUCACAUCAUGUUGGGGUGGCCAUAUGAGAAUUCUCCCAAGUCAAUGAUUUCUGGCCUAGGGGGAAAAAAUCUUUCCUCAGGAAUCAUAAGAGAAAGAUUUAAAGCUGGACAGGACCUCAGAUAUAUUCCCACAGCUCCAACCUGGAAUGGUUCCCCACACAACCUCAUACCCAUGAUCAUUCCACACCAGAAUCAUUCAGCCCCACAAUGAAGCCACAGACAGUUGCUACUCUGCUCUCGCUGUGGGGGAUGGGAGAGGGUGAGGGGCUGGGGCUGGGUAGCCGGAUGCCUAGGUUCAGGAUGCGGGUUGGCCCUGGUUCAAGCUUCUUCAAAGUCUUAAUAAAACUCAGAAUGAC
Monodelphis domestica (gray short-tailed opossum) is the source of this 10048-nucleotide messenger RNA. RefSeq names its product relaxin 3 (gene RLN3). Lineage: Eukaryota; Metazoa; Chordata; Mammalia; Didelphimorphia; Didelphidae. Gene Ontology annotation, cellular component: extracellular region. Gene Ontology annotation, molecular function: G protein-coupled receptor binding; hormone activity. The record is from RefSeq and is a predicted model, not a curated record.